CAGCGGCGUUGUUAUUGACGCCAUAUUGCUGGUGUGGAAGAGUCACAGAGAGACGCGCGACGGCCACCGCCGCAGUCAUCGCUCUUCAUCGGCGGCUCCAGGCCGGGUAGCCUCCCGUCAAGCCGCCCCCACCGGCCUAGACACCCUCCCGGAUACGACCCGGGGCGGAUUUUCCGCGGGCGGAGCCUAUAAGUCCAGCUGAGCCGGGCCCAAAGCUCCGGGCCGCUCCCUGGAGACGCAGGCGGAGCCGGCGGCCGGCAGGAGAAAGCCGAAGCGGCGCAGAGCGGUGGCGACCGGCCGUUUGACAAGACGCGGCAGCUCGGGAAGCUCUCCUCUCCCUCGCCUCCCGUGUCAGUCCUUCUGGCCGCUCCUUCGGUGCGAAAGGCCCAGCCGGCUCAGCUGCUGAGCCCCUUCUCCUUUUUCUUCCUCCUCCUCUUCCUCCACCGCCCUCCCUCUCCGCCCGGCUCGGCCAUGGCGUGCGGCGCGACCUUAAAACGGACUCUCGAUUUCGACCCUUUGCUGAGCCCGGCCUCGCCGAAGCGACGGCGUUGCACUCCAUUGUCCGCCUCGGCAGCCGCCUCUUCCUCUUCGGCCUCUUUUGCCUCGUCCCCGCAGAAAUACCUGCGCAUGGAGCCUUCGCCCUUCGGGGAAGUGUCCACUCGCCUCACCACAGAGCAAAUUCUGUACAAUAUAAAACAGGAAUACAAACGCAUGCAGAAGAGAAGACAUUUAGAAAACUUUCACCAAACAGAUCCUUGUUGUUCUACUGAUGCACAGUCACAAGCAUUUCUCCUUUCUGGACCAGCUUUGCCAGGUACUUCAUCUGCAGCGUCACCACCACUGAAAAAAGAACAGCCCCUCUUUACUCUCAGACAAGUUGGAAUGAUCUGUGAACGUUUGCUCAAAGAACGUGAAGAGAAAAUUCGUGAAGAAUAUGAAGAAAUCUUGACCACAAAACUUGCAGAACAGUAUGACGCAUUUGUGAAGUUUACGCAUGAUCAGAUCAUGCGACGAUAUGGAGAACAGCCUGCAAGUUAUGUUUCAUGAAUCAUGUUUUCUGCAUACGUGGGCAGCCCUGAAACCCUGUUCUGUUGUUGCAAGCUGUCCUUUAAAGACUUGCAACAAUGCCAUAUUCCCUCUCCUCCCCCCCCCCUCCUCUGUAUACACUGGUUAUUUCAAGCUUUUGUCAGUGGCAACCACUCUUAUGCAGCAACUGGUUUUGGAGUGCUCCCUGAUGUCAGUACCACCUGGAUGUGGACCUUUGCUACCUGUUAAUACCAGUGGUCUCAUUUGCUGUAUCAUUACAAUUUGGCUUCUGUUAAUAAGUUUGAAAAGUAAAAGGAUUAAAGCUGGUGUAUUAGAACUCUGCCCUUAACUGGUUGUGUAAAUAAAAGUGUAGAAUGACACUUCUGACUGAAGUUAGUGUGGUUUUCAUAACUGUGCACUGCAAAAUUGUAUUCACAGUUAAAUUAGAAUGUAAUCCCUGGACAACGUCUAAGCAAUUAGCCCACAGUACUGCCUGUGACAUAGUGAAGGAGGGCAUUUUUGUAUUCCAUGACUUUUUUGGGGGGGUUAAGAAUGGGUUUAUAUAAGUUCUCAUUUUUGUAGGUUUUAUUUAUUCUAUCAGUCUUUAACAAAUGUUUAUUGCUGCAAUUUUUCAGUGUAUCAUUGUUUUACUGCCCUUGUAGUACUGGAAUUUAGUUGAAAGAAUAAAACAUUUACUUCUAA
Molecule: messenger RNA, 1728 nt
Organism: Thamnophis sirtalis
Lineage: Eukaryota; Metazoa; Chordata; Lepidosauria; Squamata; Natricidae
Gene: AKIRIN2
Product: akirin 2
Biological process (GO): positive regulation of transcription by RNA polymerase II; positive regulation of innate immune response
Cellular component (GO): nucleus; chromatin
Molecular function (GO): transcription coregulator activity
Source: RefSeq, a predicted model, not a curated record